AUGGAUUCUGCGAGAAGUUGGUUCCAGAAGUUCCAGCCGAGGGACAAAUCCAAGAGUCCAGCGGUGGCUGCCAGCCAUGGAAAGGAUCCAGGAAAGCCCCCGAUCGAUGAUGCCCCUUCUAGUGCAACGAAACAGAGGGUCGCCGCUGCAAAGCAGUACAUUGAGAACCACUACAAGACCCAGAUGAAGUCCCUGCAAGAUAGGAAAGAGAGGCGCUGGAUGUUGGAGAGAAAAUUAAAAGAUGCCGAAGUUCCUGUAGAAGAGCAAAAUAAUAUUCUUAAGCAUUUGGAGAAAAAAGAGACUGAAUAUAUGCGCUUGCAGAGACACAAGAUAGGAGUUGAAGAUUUUGAACUUUUGACUAUUAUUGGGAGAGGUGCAUUUGGAGAGGUGCGUCUUUGUAGAGAGAAGACCUCUAAGAAUGUGUACGCAAUGAAAAAGCUCAAGAAAUCUGAAAUGCUUCGUAGGGGCCAGGUAGAACAUGUCAAAGCCGAAAGGAACCUUCUUGCUGAAGUUGAUAGUGCUUACAUAGUUAAGCUCUAUUAUUCUUUCCAAGACGAAGAGUUCUUAUAUCUCAUCAUGGAAUACCUUCCUGGUGGGGAUAUGAUGACUUUACUUAUGCGCAAGGACACACUAACAGAAGAUGAAGCUAGAUUUUAUAUUGCAGAAACUGUGCUUGCCAUUGAGUCUAUUCACAAGCACAACUAUAUUCAUCGGGAUAUCAAACCAGAUAAUCUUUUGUUAGAUCGCAUUGGUCACCUGAAGCUUUCUGACUUCGGUUUGUGUAAACCUUUGGACAGCAGUAAUUUUCCAAAUUUGAAUGAACCAGAUUAUACGUCUGGAAAAGUUACCAAACCUUUGCCUGAUACCACUCGGUUAAGCGACCCUUCUGCACCGAGGCGUACACAGCAGGAGCAAUUGUCACACUGGCAAAAGAACCGCCGGAUGUUGGCAUACUCAACAGUCGGUACACCUGAUUAUAUUGCUCCAGAAGUUCUACUGAAGAAAGGAUAUGGAAUGGAGUGUGACUGGUGGUCCCUUGGUGCUAUCAUGUAUGAAAUGCUUGUUGGUUACCCUCCAUUUUAUUCAGAGGAUCCAAUGUCUACUUGCAGAAAGAUUGUGAACUGGAGAAGUCACUUGAAAUUCCCUGAAGAGGCAAAGCUUUCUCCUGAAGCUAAGGAUCUCAUCAGCAAGCUUUUGUGUAAUGUUGAGCAGAGACUUGGCACAAAAGGAGCCCAUGAAAUAAAAGCGCAUCCAUGGUUUAGAGGUGUUCAGUGGGAGAAGUUGUAUCAGAUGAAAGCUGCUUUCAUACCAGAAGUUAAUGACGAGUUGGAUACUCAGAAUUUUGAGAAAUUUGAGGAGACUGGAACUCAAAUUCAAAGUUCAUCCAAGUCAGGCCCAUGGAGAAAGAUGCUUCCAUCCAAAGAUGCAAACUUUGUUGGGUAUACGUACAAGAACUUUGAAAUUGUAAAUGAUGAUGAAGUGGCAGGAAUUGCGGAGUUGAAGAAAAAGAGUUCCAAACCAAAGCGGCCAACCAUCAAGACAUUGUUUGGUAAUGAGCCAGCCUAUGUUCAUUUCGCCUCUCCACUAUCUUUAUCUCUGUGA
Molecule: messenger RNA, 1602 nt
Organism: Miscanthus lutarioriparius
Lineage: Eukaryota; Viridiplantae; Streptophyta; Magnoliopsida; Poales; Poaceae
Source: the annotation of a GenBank genome assembly